AUGGCGGUAGCUACUGAGAGCCAAUAUGCGGGCUCAGUGGUAGAUUUCUCCGACAACGACGAGGAAAACGAGAUCGAGGCCGGCCCAUCCAGAUAUUAUGCCGAGCGCCAGGCAGACGCAAUCGCAAAGCUUUCCAAGCAAUUCAAGUGCGCCGUGUGUCACGAGUACAUCAUGUCUGGGCUGAUGGUGCAUUUACCUUGCAACGACCGCUACUGUGUGAGUUGUUUGAAGGAGCUCUUCAUACAGGCGACGAGGGAUGAGACGUUGCUGCCCUUGCGAUGUCACAAGCAGCCUAUUCCCCUGCAGCUCAUCGCUCGAUAUCUAUCUGCCGAUGAGCUUGCAGCCUAUGAGCGAGCAAAUAUCGAAGUAUCCACUGCGGAUAGGACCUACUGCAGCAAUAUUCAGUGUGGAAAAUUCAUCCCUCGUGACCAGAUCGAGCCCGGCACACACAGGGCCGUUUGCGAUCUCUGCGACACAGCAACGUGCGCGAUAUGUAAGAAUGGUUUUCAUUAUGGUCUGGAUUGUCCAGAUGAUCCCGCUCUGCGCGAGACUCGGAGGAUAGCAGAAGAAAGCGGUUGGAAGUCCUGCUACCACUGUGGGCGCAUAUUGAUACUGAGAACCGGAUGCAAUCACAUGACCUGCAUUUGCAAAGCGCAAUUCUGCUACGUUUGUGGCGAGAGAUGGAAAACUUGUCGAUGCGACGUCGCAGAUAUCGACAGGAUCGAAGAGAGAGCAGAAGAAGUCGUCGACCGCGACGCGGGAGAAGUACUUCCACCGGUUGAACGGCAGCGUCGCGUCGAACGGGUACGCAACGAGCUCGAGCAGAACCAUGAGUGUGAGCACCCAGGACGAUUCCAGAAGCUUUGGAGGCAUGAAGGCUACGGCGGGCGACGUGGAUUCCAAUGCGAGAUGUGCGACAACAGACACUGGAAGUACAUACUGCAGUGUCGGCACUGCUUCAUCAAUGUCUGUGAGGAAUGUCGUCGCCACCGAGUCUGA
Molecule: messenger RNA, 999 nt
Organism: Paraphaeosphaeria sporulosa
Lineage: Eukaryota; Fungi; Ascomycota; Dothideomycetes; Pleosporales; Didymosphaeriaceae
Exons: 2
Coding region: 1-999 (332 amino acids)
Biological process (GO): ubiquitin-dependent protein catabolic process; protein polyubiquitination; positive regulation of proteasomal ubiquitin-dependent protein catabolic process
Cellular component (GO): ubiquitin ligase complex; cytoplasm
Molecular function (GO): ubiquitin protein ligase activity; ubiquitin conjugating enzyme binding; zinc ion binding
Source: RefSeq, a predicted model, not a curated record